AUGGGUUCAACAGCAACAAUCCGCUGCUGGCGCGGCCGCAGCACCUCCGUCUUCUCCAACCUCCCUCAAGCGGAUUCAUCUGAAGCGGGAAUCUCCCCUGUAGUUGGCAACACAGAAUCCUCUUCGCCGCAUUCAUCUUCACCUUCAACUACGUCAGUGUUCUCCAACUUACCUCAUGCAGAGUCAUCUGGAGCAAAACCCGACCUCGUAGUCGGCAACCCAGAAGUUUCCUGGUCGCCUUCAAAUUCCAAGGUCAUCAAGAAACGAAACGACCUCUCCGUUUUCGCUACGCCUCUUCCUGAUCUUGUGUUGGAACGGCGCCAACGUCGGAUUUCGAAAGAGUCAGAUGGAAGUAUAGGUGGAGGUCGAUCUGCUGGGUCAUGUGACACCCAUACUAUUACGAUUUUUGAAGAAGGGAGGGAGUGGUACGGGUAUAGAGACGAAGGGAUUCGUCAAGCGGCGGAGAUGUUUGGCUUGACUGGGCCGUGGGUCAGGCCUGGUGCUGGUGUUGGUGCUGGUCUUCAAGAUGUGGAUGGGAAUGGGAGUAAGGGGGUAAAGGGAGAGUUGAAGGGAGGGAAGGCGUUUUGGCAUGGGAAUGGGAGGAAGGUGAAGGUGGAGGAGAGGCUUUUGCAUGUUAAUGGUAGUGGCCGAGAUGAUGAGUUCGGUAUUGUCGAUGAGGGUGCGGAGGAGGACAGAGUGGAAAGUGAGGCGAGUGAGGAUAGUGUAGACAGUGACGAUAGCAGACAGGAAGGGGACGAAGACGGUGAAGAGAAGCCGUGGUGGAGUGUAAGGUGGAAGAACAUCUUCAUGAUGCUGGGGUAUGGUGUUUUGGAGUAG
Alternaria rosae is the source of this 837-nucleotide messenger RNA. RefSeq lists its product as uncharacterized. NCBI's taxonomy places the organism in Eukaryota, Fungi, Ascomycota, Dothideomycetes, Pleosporales, Pleosporaceae. Bases 1 to 837 code for a protein of 278 amino acids. The record is from RefSeq and is a predicted model, not a curated record. The transcript has a single exon.